AUCUUCCAUAGAGAGACACUCAAUGUGAGAAGGUGGAGGGAGGUGGGGAGGGAGGGAGCAGAAAGAAGAAAGGCAGGAAACAAAAGAGAAAAGAAGAAAUGAACAAGUCAAGCAAGGACAUCAGGGGAAAACUCAUUCAUUCACGCAUGCCUGCAUCCAUCCAUUCAUUCAACAAAUAUCUAUUGAAUUCCUAUCAGGCCCCAUUCUAGGCACUAAGGAUACAAUCAGGAAGCUCAAGUGACUGGCAACUGACUCAGCAUUUCCAGGUGACUCUGGUGUGUGCAUAUGUAUGUGUGUGUGUACAUGUGUGUGCAAGCCCUUCUGUCUGCAAGGGCCUGCUGCCGGGGCACCUGUCUCCCCUGGGGGCCUGGUGCUUUUAGCAUCUGUCCCUGGAUCCUGUUGCAGCCUGAAAUAAGGCUGUGAGCCACGACGAGGCAGGAACGAUUCUUGAUUCUCGUCAGCUGAGGCCGGAGUUGGCUGCAAGGGCACACCGUGCUCAGACUGGGCCCAGGACCACUAGCACCUCCACGACUACUCAGCUCUCAGCUUCCUGACAGAGGUGUUAAUCUUGAGGGUCUGACAUUCCCUCCUGCACGCUGUGGUCCCAUCACUCAGGAUGAUCCCUAAGGAGCAGAAGGGGUCAGUGAUGGCUACCAUGGGGGACCUCACUGGACCAGUCCCUUUGCUGGACCUGGGCAAGAAGCUGAGUGUGCCCCAGGACUUGAUGAUGGAGGAGCUUUCUCUACGCAACAACAGAGGUUCCCUCCUCUUCCAGAAGAGACAGCGCCGGGUGCAGAGAUUCACCUUUGAGUUUGCAGCCAGCCCGCAGGCGAUUGCAGAUGGAAGCACCAAGGGGAAGGUGCUGGGAACAGCAGAGCUGGGGACGGUUGCCAAUGGCCCCGAGGGGCAGAACUUCCACUCUGAGCUCCACAUCUUCCCAGCUUCAUCCCGGGGCCCUGAGGACACCCAGUCCGCAGCCUUCCCUGCAGAGCGUGCCCGCAGCCCCAGCGCCCUGGCACCAGGCUAUGCGGAGCCACUGAAGGGCAUCCCGCCAGAGAAGUUCAACCACACGGCCAUCCCCAAGGGCUACCGCUGUCCUUGGCAGGAGUUCAUCAGCUACCGGGACUACCAGAGCGAGGGCAGAAGUCACACCCCUAGCCUUGCCGAGUACCGAAAUUUCAACAAGACCCCAGUGCCCUUUGGAGGACCCUUAGUGGGGGAGACUCUUCCCAGGGCAGGCACCCCAUUCGUCCCAGAGCUCAUCAGUGGCUUGGAACUUCUUCGCCUCAGACCUAGCUUCAACAGAGUUGCCCAGGGCUGGGUCCGCAACCUUCCUGAGUCCGAGGAGCUGUAGCCCCAGCCUGAAUAUUCAAUUCCCAUCUUCAUGUUUGGGAGACAUCCUGGAGUCGACUUCUGGACAGCACUUCACAGUUUAUGAAGGGUCUUCACACACAAAAUCUUACUGCAAAUGGCCUCAAAGGCCACAAGGUUCAGUAGUCCCCAAAUGGGGUGUGUUUCAACAUUUCCUGGGGAUGAUGUUUUGCAUACAGACUUCUGGCCUGCCCCAGAUUUGCAGUAUCCAAAUCUCCUGAGUUGGGGGGACUUUCUAUUAGUAACCAACACUCCCAGCUGAUUCCAGUGAAACUUGUUCAUGGUUCACAUCUUUAGGAAUCCAAGCUACCAGUGAAUUCACAUCCAUGCCUCUACUCCCCACUCCCUGCUCUGGUACUCUACUAACACUCCCCUGACAGGGAGAUCCCUAGCAGCCCAUUUACCCAGUGGAUAACUCUGACAAUUAGAAAGUUUUUCCUUUUAUUGAGAAGCAGUUAGUUAACCUUAUUCAUGCUCUAAACAUUUGCUAAGUACCUACUGUGUGCUAGUUGCCCUGAGGUGAAUAAGCCCUGGCCUAGAGGAAGAGAAGACAGUAGGAAAGACAGGUUUAUAAAGCAUAGGUAAAUCCUGUUGAUUUUCCCUACAGAAUACUACCUGACAUCAGAGGAAGCAAGCGCCAUGAGUCAAGAGGAGUGGGUUCCUAACCCUGGUGGUGGGGAUGGGUACAGGAGGGGAAUUCCAGGAAGCCUCUCGGAGACUUUGGAGGUGGAGUGAGAGACAUCAAGGGAAGAGAGAGUGACUGGAGAGGACAUUCCUGCUGAGUGCACCAGCAUGUGCAAAGUGUGGAAUUGUGAAUAGGAGUAGGUGUGUUCUGGAGAAAGGAGGGGGCUGUGUUAGAGGGUUCAGUGAGGGCCAGCACAGAGUGGACUUUCCUGAGGAGAUGGGGGCAGCUUUUAAGCUGGGAAGUGAUGGAUCUUGCUAUGUGGGGACACAGAUUGGAGAGGACUAAGGCCAGAAGUCAGGAAACCUGCAGGGAAUAAGGUCUAGGCUAGGGCUAGGCUAGGGCUAGGCUAGGGAGAUGGCCAUAGGGAUGGAAAGAAGGGGCACCUUAUUGGACAGGUGCAAUGUGGGGCACCUAUAAGGUCUCCUCCUGUCUUUUCUCCUUGCACUCACCAUCUGGUGCAAGCCUGGGUAAAUCUUGUCCUAGCCUUCACCAGGGCUAGUUCAGGGUUGUAUCCAGCUCCCUAGGAAAAGGAGAGAAAGGAAUGCCUCUUAGUUCAACUGAUGAUGAUGAAGACAGUGACAAUGAUCAUGUUGGUGGCUGCUUUUUAUUAGGUGCCUCAGUGCUUGGGCUGGUAGUAGAUUCUCCACAUAUCCUAUUUCUUAUUUUCAGGACAAUCCUGAGGGAAAGGUAUUGUCCCAUUUUACAGAUAUAGAUAUCCAGGCUUGAAAGAAGUGGCUUGUCCAGGACCAGAGCCAAAACGGGAAUGUCUAAUUCUAGCAGCUGUCCCUUGUCACUGCACUGGGUGGCCAGGCCAAUGCCCCCUCACUCUGGAAUCAUCUAAGCAUGGUAUCCUGCCUUAGGGCUUAGAGUGAAAAGUGCAGGUGGGGAAGUCAGACUGGAUGGGAUGGGUUCUAGCUGCUACUGAUAGCUGUGUGAACUUAAGCAAGUCAUUUCUCCUGGGUAGGCCUCUGUCUCUCCACCUCUAAGAUGAAGACAAGGCCAGAAGCCCCUAGAGUGGGCUGUUGUGGCACAGUGAUGGAUGCAUAUGUAAGAAGUCCUUGGUCAUUAUUAGAUUUCCUGCAGCUUCUGCUCUUGACCGGAAAAGACUUUCUUGUUCUUGAGAAGCUGGCUGCAAGAUGUCAUUAGGGUCUGUAAAGCUGAAGCCCGAAGGAAAGCCUCUGAUUACUCCUUGUAGGACUCCUUGUGGACAUGGAAUUAUUCCCUUUCCCCCUGCCUCCCUCUGCCUCUUCCCUGCCUUUCUUAGGGAGAUGAGAAGGUGAGAGAUCCAGCUAGUUCCCAGGGUACACGGGAUAGUGGUUGCAUUUUCCUUUUGUUCCAGACUUUCACUGCACCCCACACAGUCGUGAGGGGCCAGCAGCCUGUUAGAGUUGCCUGCCAUUGAUGUGUUGUCUUGAAUUGGGGGGCUGCUGUUUAAAGCCAUGUUUGCAUGAGCUGAAAAACCAACCAUUAAAGUGUCUGACACAUAGAAGAGAGGAUUUGCACUACCUUGGAUUGACUCUGCUGUGUUCUGGAGGCUGAAGACCAACACCAGCUACAGGAGAGGAGAACCUGCUGCACCCAAAAGCAAAUCCUCAUUCUUUCUUCUGACAAUAUGACUUUUGCUGAUGUUGUUAAAAAAAAAAAAAAAAGGAAUGCUUGUUAUCUAAAUAAAUAAGUAAAAUGUAAAAAGACUGGCCCACAUAGCUCCUCCUAUGCUCAAAGAUAGACUUUCCCAGCCUCCUGCAUUCUGCUUCAUUUCCACAUACUGGACGUAACCACUGGUAACAGUUUGGAUCUUCUAGGAUUCUAGAAUUAUUUGAAUAGAUAAAUAUGUAUGUAGUGUAGUACAGAUGCAAAGGUGCAAAAAUAUGUCUUUGUCUAAUGGGAUCAUACCAUAUGUAUUAUUCUGUAUUUUGCAACUUUGUUUAACAGUAAGUAAAAUUUGGAUCCUGAAAGAGCAGGCCAUUAACCUUUCAUGUAAUUUGUGGGCCUUGCAAGCCCUUCAUAUAAAAUCAUUUUCUUUGCUUGUUCAUAUCAAAUUCUCUGCUUUUGCUUGUUCUGUUCCUUAAAUAAAUGAAAUCAUUCGGUGAUAAGGAAACAAAAAGGACAAAGAAUAGCCAGGAUGUUGGGAAAGCGGAUAUGAGCUAUCCCAGCACUAAGCAGACAGGAGCUGCAAUUACAUGUAACAGUGUGGGUGUGGCACAGAAACAAAAUGGCAAGCAAAGGAAGGGAUACAAACAUGCAUGUGUGUUGUUGCAAGAACGUGUUAAUAUAAAAGUCAGGACAGGGUUAACUUUGUGAGGAAAGAAAGGCUGGUGGUUGUGAAGGCAUAAAAUGCUUCUGGGGAAAGCUAGACAAUUUCUGUGGCUGGAUUUGGAUGACUGUUACAUAGGUGCUCACUUUAGAAUAUUUAACUUAGUGGUACAUCUGUGUUUUAUGCACUUUCUCUGUACAUGUGUUAUAUUUUACCAAAACAGUCCCUCCUUUUAAAAAAUGAAUGGACAAAUCAAUAGUAGAUCAGAUGUACCUGAUGAAAGAAUUAGUGAACUACAAGUGCCCAUAAUGUUUCAAAGAGAAGUAAAGAGAAUAUGAGAAAUUAAAAGACGUGGAAAAUAAAAUGAAAGUGUCUGACAAUACUGAUAGAAAUUCCAGAAGAUGCUUUAAAAUGACUGAGUUUUCUCUAGAUUUAAUGAAAGACAUAAAUUCACACAAUCUUUACCCUGUCAUGAGAAGGGAUAUUAAAUCUACACUUAAGAACCACUAUAUAUAGAUGCAGGUCAUGAUCCCGGGGUCCUGGGAUCAAGCCCUCCAUCAGGCCCCCUGCUCAGCAGGGAGCCUGCUUCUCUCUAUCCCCCUCCCCACCUCCUCCCUCAU
Molecule: messenger RNA, 4930 nt
Organism: Nyctereutes procyonoides (raccoon dog)
Lineage: Eukaryota; Metazoa; Chordata; Mammalia; Carnivora; Canidae
Gene: MYOZ3
Product: myozenin 3
Exons: 7
Coding region: 617-1354 (245 amino acids)
Cellular component (GO): Z disc; actin cytoskeleton
Molecular function (GO): FATZ binding; actin binding; telethonin binding
Source: RefSeq, a predicted model, not a curated record